UUCCAAACAUCUUAAAGAAUCUUCAGAAGCACCUUCAUAGAUACGGAGAUGCUUUUCUCUGUCCUUCUUGUGCUGGGCAUCUGCCUGGUGCCAGCUCACUCCAAACAAAAAGGAGAAUAUCUCGGCAGUCCUUUCCUUCAAGACUGUUUUGAAGAGGCAAAGAAAAUUGUUGAUGAUGCAUACAAAUACUCCAGAGAAGAGAGUCUGCGUCGAGUCCGCAGGGACGUGGUGACCCCUCGAGAUACUCUUCGUCUCUUGAAGCAGCCUCGUGGAGACACACGCAAUGCUGUGAGAUCUGCAGACUACAUGCAACAAACCCUCCGCCUGCUGCGCGAAAGGGUGCACCAUGUGCACCAUGUGCACAAGCGCUCACUCAACGCAACAGAUUUGCUCACUGAAUCCGACCUGCAAAAACUUUCCGAAAUAACCGGAUGUGCAGCUCGAAUCAGACCUCCACUCUGCAAUAUCACACAAAACAUUAACCGCUUUCGCACAAUCACCAGCGUCUGCAACAAUUUAAAUAACCCUCGCCUCGGAGCCUCAAACACCCCUUUCGUCCGCUGGCUGCCAGCUGAAUAUGAAGAUGGCAUCUCCAUACCAAAAGGAUGGUCAAACGAAUCAAUCAACAACUUCCUGCUCCCCCUGGUACGACAGGUGUCCAAUAACAUCCUCCCAACAACUGAUGCAGCCGUGGUUAACGACAGAGAAUUCACUCACAUGGUGACCUUGUUUGGCCAGUGGAAUGACCACGAUCUCACCUUCACGCCCUUUUCCCCCAGCAUCCGCUCCUUCAGCAACGGGUUGAACUGUGACGAGAGCUGUGAGCGCACGGAGCCAUGCAUCCCCAUCCCGAUUCCUCCCGGUGACCCCCGCAUACCCCCAGGCCCAGAAAAUUGCAUCCCUGCAUUUAGAUCAGCCCCUGUUUGCGGAACAGGAUUCUCAGCCUACAAUUUCGGUGGAGAGCCCAACAAGAGAGAACAGAUCAAUGCUCUGACAGCCUUCCUGGAUCUCAGCCAGGUUUACGGCUCAGAGGACAAGCUCGCCCUCUAUCUUCGUGACCCAAACAGUAAUGAGGGCCUGUUGCGUGUGAAUACAGAGUUCAGAGACAACAGGCGUGAGCUGCUGCCCUUCCACCCUCUCCAGGUCAAAAUGUGCAAAACUCGCGAAAGAAUCACCAAUGACACGAAUGCCAGAGAGGUUCCCUGUUUCAUUGCAGGUGAUUCCCGUGUGGAUGAGAACAUCGCUCUGACUUCCAUCCACACACUGUUUAUGCGUGAGCAUAACCGCCUGGCUCGUGCACUUAAGAGAAUAAAUCCACAAUGGGACAGUGAGACGCUCUACCAAGAGGCUCGCAAAAUCAUGGGUGCUUACACACAGGUGUUUGUGUUGCGGGACUACCUGCCACACAUUGUGGGUGACGAGGCGAUGCGUAGACAGCUUGGCCGUUACCCAGGCUACAAUCCUAAUGUCGACCCCAGCAUCUCUAAUGUCUUUGCAACAGCAGCAUACCGCUUUGCCCACUUGGCCAUUCAGCCAGUCUUGUCCCGCCUGGAUACCAACUUCAGAGAGAACAGACAGUUUCCCAGCGUCCCUUUGUUCAAGGCCUUCUUCACCCCCUGGAGAAUCAUCUUUGAGGGUGGUAUUGAUCCUCUGCUGAGGGGUCUGAUUAAUCGUCCUGCAAAGCUGAACACUCAGGAUCACAUGAUGGUCGAGGCUCUGAGGGACAGGUUAUUCCAGUUUGUGAUGGAGUUGGCUUUGGACCUGGGCUCUCUCAACAUGCAGAGGGGACGUGAUCAUGGCUUGCCUGGCUACAAUGCCUACCGCAGGCUCUGUGGUCUGUCUCAGCCCAGGAACCAGGGAGAGCUCGCUCGGGUUCUGAACAACGCCAACCUGGCCCGCAGGCUGCUGCAGCUCUACGGUACGCCUGACAACAUCGAUGUCUGGAUGGGAGGUGUUGCAGAGCCAUUUGUCCGUGGUGGCCGUGUGGGCCCACUGUUCUCCUGCCUUAUUGCAAAUCAGUUUCAGAAGAUCCGUCAAGGUGACAGGCUAUGGUGGGAGAACCCGGGCACCUUCACUCGGAGACAGAGAGCUGCUCUGUCCUGUGCCUCCUUGUCUAGGAUCAUCUGUGACAACACCGGUAUCACUGCUGUCCCUUCUGACCCAUUCAGCGUCCUAUCAAACAGUAACCGGCUCGUUCCCUGUUCCAGCAUCCGUAGCGUGAAUCUGUUGGCCUGGAGAGAGAGACCAUGCGGAGACGCGGGUGAUGCUAACUGUGUUGAAGGCGAUGAAUCACAGACUAUGGAAUCAGACCCUCAGGACAGCGAAGAGCCCCUGGACAACGAGGUAAUGGAUUCAUUUUUGGACCCCCUGGAAAACGAGGGGCUCCCGGACAACGAGGAGCUCCUGGACAACGAGAUGCACCUGGACAACGAGGAGCUCCUGGACAACGAGGUGCACCUGGACAACGAGGAGCUCCUGGACAACGAGGAGCUCCUGGACAACGAGGUGCACCUGGAAAACGAGGAGCUCCUGGACAACGAGGUGCACCUGGACAACGAGGAGCUCCUGGACAACGAGGUGCUCCCUAACAACGAGGAGCUCCCUAACAACGAGGUGCUCCUGGACAACAAGGUCCCGCAGGGCCCCCUGGUCUGAGAGGCCCUCCUGGACCGCCAACUGUCAGCAUCAAUGCCACACAGCGACAAUCUGCCUUCUUCCUCCGCCUGGGCGAGUACAAUCUAUCCUCUGAAAAAACCAUUCCUUUCCAUCAGGUCAUCUACAACAAACAGAACGACUACAACACGCAGACGGGCAUAUUCACAUGUGCCACCCCCGGUGUCUAUCAGUUCAGCUUUCUUUGCGCCUCCUUCACCGGUGCAGGAAGUGUGGACCUGUGGUGUAACAAACAGCUGGUGCUUCGCAGUUUCAAUAUAUAUAAGGGAGGCCACUACUUUUCAUCAGGGGACACGGUGAUCCGGCUGGAGAGGGGAGCCCAAGUGUGGCUGCAGGCCAGCAACAAGACCUCAGACCUGAGCCCCAAAAGCUUCUUCUCAGGUCACCUGCUCUUCACUGCCUGACAAACCAUUGCCUCUCAACCUCCACAACAUACAACAUACACACCCAACAGACUCUCACUGCAGAUUAUUUAGCAUUUGUUUUCAUUACUAAGCCACUCUGCACUGAACUUUACUCAUUAAUCAGAUCAUAUCAAAUCUAUAUUAAUAGUAAUUUCCUUUUUUAAAUUUGCAAACCUUACAACCACACAAUGCUUUACAUUUUACUGAAGAACAAAUACAUUUUUGAUAGCUUUAGCAAGUAGCGUAAUGAACAUGGAAUACGUUUGCCUGAUAUUAUUCCCACACUCUGUUACAGCAUGCACUCCAUUGGAUAUAAAGUCAUCAAUAGUCAGUUUUGAUGGGGGGAAUUACCAGUAUUAUUAUGAAUACUUUAUGCACUGAUAAAAUGUAUGUGUGCCUUGAAAAUAUUGUGUUGGGCUUUGACUUUGAGGCUUAUUUUACUGUAACUUUUUUUAUCUGUCGUAUUUUGCAUGCAAUUAAAAAAAAUUGUGCCUUGAAAA
This is a messenger RNA of Scomber scombrus (Atlantic mackerel), 3577 nucleotides long. RefSeq names its product myeloid-specific peroxidase (gene mpx). The record is from RefSeq and is a predicted model, not a curated record. The coding region runs from base 49 to 2655 and encodes 868 amino acids. The transcript is spliced from 17 exons. Gene Ontology annotation, biological process: response to oxidative stress. Lineage: Eukaryota; Metazoa; Chordata; Actinopteri; Scombriformes; Scombridae. Gene Ontology annotation, molecular function: peroxidase activity; heme binding.